Molecule: messenger RNA, 1365 nt
Organism: Cyphomyrmex costatus
Lineage: Eukaryota; Metazoa; Arthropoda; Insecta; Hymenoptera; Formicidae
Product: serine/threonine-protein kinase RIO3
Exons: 5
Coding region: 381-1052 (223 amino acids)
Source: RefSeq, a predicted model, not a curated record
GCGAUAACAUCGGUGUUUUUAUAGCGUGUGACUUUGCAAAUUUCCAUCAAAUGGUAAUUAUCAAAACUUUUGGUAUUUGAAGAGAAACGCAAUGCUGUUUUAUCCACUCGAUAUGUCUCUAUAAAUAUAUAGUAGUAUCUACUCCAUCUACUUGCGUCGUCGUUUCGAGUCUCGGGGGGUUGAGCAGAACUGAAGAAGCAAAGACGUAGACAACGUUUCUCGAUCGUGUAUCAAGAAGUGUAUAAAUAAGGGGGGGGUAUUUUGAAACUCAUAUUUAUCUCAUAUUUAUCUCCUUCCAUCUCAUAUUUAUCUCCUCUUCUGUUUGCGCAACAUUGCGGUCGUAUUCGUACAAUUUCAGUUCAUUCCGGUCGAUUACGAUAAUGGCAACUCCAAAAGUAUGGGCGAAAAUACAACCUCUAGAGAGCCCUGUUAAUUUAUUGGAUAUUACGACGGAACAAUUGGCUGCGAGCAUGCAGGAGAGGGAAUUGAAGAAAUGUUUUGACAAGGAUAACGUAAACUUAAUGGAUAAGACGCUGGGAGAAACAUACGAUGUAAGUGACACUGGCAACGAUGAAGUCAUAGCAUAUUUGUUACAAACUCAAUUUAGUCGCGAGUAUGACACGAUGUUGAAGCGCACAGAAGAGAAGUUUAAUCGUGACUCAAAAGUGAGCAUCUCACUUAGUAAUUACCGUAGCUCUUUGUACAAUAUCAAGGAUGAUGAUAAUAAUGCAGAUUUUAACAUAGAUGACAGUAACAGGGAUUUCGAUCGGUUUGUUAGUAUAGAAAAAGAGUAUGCUUCGAUACCACGUUGCGGUUACAAGAAGAUGGGAAAAGAUUCUAAGAUUGUUACAAAGCAUGACAUCUUAAUGUCUUCCAGGAUUAAUGCUUGUCGGUUAUUACAAUUCCCACCAGGAAUUCAUACUGGAGACACUGGUGGUUUUGAUGUCAAACUAAACAACAAAGUGUACAACACCUUGCGCGCUCACUGCCAUGCGCAAUACUCCAAGGAGAGGGCAAAAGUCUCACCAAAAUCAAAAACUCAUCCGAAAUAGAAUGUCAACACCUGAUUUUUCUUCCUAAAGCAGUAUUCUGUACUUCGUUUAUGCCUGGGAAAUAAAUAAACGGAUAAAUUUACAGAAGUGUGUAAAAGACAGAUGUAUCCAAGCGUCAAAAUUCAUCUGUAAAAUGUACGUAUUACUUUAUAUAUAUAUAUAUAUGUGUGUGUGUGUGUGUGUGUGUGUGUGUGUGUGUGUGUGUGUGUGUAUAUAUAUAUAUAUAUAUGACACCGUUUAGUAUCAGUGUCAGAAGAUAUAAAAGAAAUUAUUGUACAUUUUUUUACGAGAUCGGUUUGUUACACAAAAAAAU